This is a messenger RNA of Coffea eugenioides, 1391 nucleotides long. RefSeq names its product triosephosphate isomerase, chloroplastic. Gene Ontology annotation, biological process: glycolytic process; gluconeogenesis; glyceraldehyde-3-phosphate biosynthetic process. Gene Ontology annotation, cellular component: cytosol. Lineage: Eukaryota; Viridiplantae; Streptophyta; Magnoliopsida; Gentianales; Rubiaceae. Gene Ontology annotation, molecular function: triose-phosphate isomerase activity. The coding region runs from base 109 to 1065 and encodes 318 amino acids. The transcript has 9 exons. The record is from RefSeq and is a predicted model, not a curated record.
CUCCCAAUCUUAAAAAAUUAUCUGCUCUGUUCUCUCUGCUCACUUCUGCUUGACGAGGAGUAAAACUUUUAGUUGGCCAAGGCGUAGUAAUAGAGAGUAACAACAAUAAUGGCUGUGGCUUCCACAUCUCUGGCUUGCCCCCAAUUCUCCGGCCUCCGCCGUUCUUCUUGUCCCAAGCUCGAUUCUCCACCUCUUUCUAUUUCCACUGCUCAAUCUUUCUUCCAAAAUUUGGACUCUCAUCUCCGCCUUUCUUCUUCUUCCCCCCGCAAUAAAGCUUGCCGGCCUGUCGUUGCAAUGGCCGGCUCCGGAAAGUUCUUUGUUGGUGGAAACUGGAAGUGUAAUGGAACAAAGGAGUCCAUCGGCAAGCUUAUCUCUGAUUUAAAUAGUGCAAAGCUGGAGUCUGAUGUUGAUGUUGUUGUGGCACCUCCAUUUAUAUACAUUGAUCAAGUAAAGAGCUCAUUAACCGAUCGCAUGGAAGUUUCUGCUCAAAAUUGUUGGAUAGGGAAAGGUGGAGCUUUUACUGGGGAAAUCAGCGGGGAACAAUUGAAAGAUAUUGGAUGCAAAUGGGUCAUUCUUGGGCAUUCUGAGCGAAGGCAUAUAAUUGGAGAAGAUGAUGAAUUUAUAGGAAAGAAGGCUGCUUAUGCCUUGGGCCAAGGUCUUGGAGUGAUUGCCUGCAUUGGAGAGCUUUUGCAGGAAAGGGAAGAAGGAAAAACUUUUGAUGUCUGUUAUAAGCAACUGAAGGCUUUUGUAGAUGCUGUACCAAGCUGGGAUGAUGUUGUUAUUGCCUAUGAGCCAGUAUGGGCUAUUGGAACUGGUAAAGUGGCCACACCUCAGCAAGCACAGGAAGUGCAUGUAGCUGUUCGUGAUUGGCUUAUUAAGAAUGUUUCAGCUGAAGUUGCUUCUAAAACAAGAAUUAUCUAUGGAGGUUCUGUUAAUGGAAGCAACUGUGCUGAUCUUGCAAAACAAGAAGAUAUUGAUGGAUUUCUUGUAGGUGGUGCUUCCUUAAAGGGACCUGAGUUUGCUACAAUUGUUAAUUCUGUAACUUCCAAAAAGGUUGCUGCAUGAUCCUCUGAGGUAGCUUUUGGCAUCAAAAGGAUAGGCGGAUUGGAGUAUCUUCUGAGGUAUAAGUAUUGCGCAACAGGAUCUUUUGGUCAGAUUUUGAUCCUGUUCAACUUCUUUGUCCCAUACAUUGAAUGAUGCACUUAAUUCGCUUCAACUAUAUAAAAUAAUAGAGAUUGUAUGCUAAAAUUUUAGCUUUUGGUGUAACAAAAUAAGUUUUGAGUUCAACCAUGUAUGAUCUUCCCGGAACAGAGUGAUUUUAUGUUAUGCAACAUAAAUUUUUCGCUCAGAUAUAAAUAAAGCGCAGAGGAAUCAAGAGUUGGAUUUUGUUU